Molecule: messenger RNA, 458 nt
Organism: Arvicola amphibius (Eurasian water vole)
Lineage: Eukaryota; Metazoa; Chordata; Mammalia; Rodentia; Cricetidae
Gene: Rpl39
Product: ribosomal protein L39
Exons: 3
Coding region: 142-297 (51 amino acids)
Biological process (GO): translation
Cellular component (GO): cytosolic large ribosomal subunit; ribosome
Molecular function (GO): structural constituent of ribosome
Source: RefSeq, a predicted model, not a curated record
GCGGGGGAUAGAAGAGCCGAGUGACGUCACCACCUAAGCUCCACCUCUAGCUGCCUCUUCUAAUCUCGUUUUUCCGGCCGGGGCCUCCUCUUCGCCUUUCCUCCGCCAUCGUGCACCUUCUGCCCGCCUCGGCUUCUCGCUAUGUCUUCUCACAAGACUUUCAGAAUCAAACGAUUCCUGGCUAAGAAACAAAAGCAAAAUCGUCCUAUUCCUCAAUGGAUUCGGAUGAAAACUGGCAACAAAAUCAGGUACAACUCCAAGAGAAGACACUGGAGGAGAACGAAGCUGGGUCUGUAAGGAGUCAACAAUGGCAAGACAGUUUAUGCUGAAUCAUGAUCUUCAAUGAGUGUUACAAGAUGGAGAUCGACAUUUUCAACUUGGAGACUUGAUCAUGUUUAAGUUGGGAGUGCUUUCUCCGGUAAUAAAAUGUAGAACCUAUAAUAAAAUGUAGAAUUCUG